Molecule: messenger RNA, 662 nt
Organism: Dreissena polymorpha
Lineage: Eukaryota; Metazoa; Mollusca; Bivalvia; Myida; Dreissenidae
Exons: 6
Coding region: 183-608 (141 amino acids)
Molecular function (GO): calcium ion binding
Source: RefSeq, a predicted model, not a curated record
AUCCCUUUUAAAGUGAACAUUCAUUUAUACAGACGUGUUGGAAAAACAUUUACAUUUUUAGAAAAAUCUAACAAACCAAGCCAUACAAGUGUAGACGGAUUGUUUCUUGAUUGUAUUCGACGUAUACUUUUGAAGGCCUGGUCUCAUAUAUAUGUACGGUCUGUGAACGCAAUCCACUGUAAAUGCAGCAGGUGGCAUACUGUCUGGCCCUAGGCCUCUUCGUCCUUAUCAUGGGUAUCCAUUGUCACCCAGAACGGCCCAACAUACCCGUCGACCCGGUGGCUCAAGCCAUCUUCCAGACGGCGGAGGCGAACCGAACCCCCGACGGCUUCCUCACGCAGGAAGAGAUGACAGAGAUCUUCCAGCGCUUCGACAUGAACGCUGACGGCAACAUAGACGAGACGGAGUUCAUCGCGCACUGGACGCUGCUGAAGCUCGGGGACCUCGAGCACGCGGUGACGCUCUUCCACCGGGCAGACACGGACAGGAACGGGGAGAUCUCCAAGAACCCCGACUUUGCGAGGCUCUUCUAUUACUUCGACAGAGACGGUGACCAUAAAAUCGCAGAGUCGGAGUUCCUCGCGGUUUGGUACAGCUUGUCCACAUAAAACAUAUCGCGUAUCUGUCACUGACAAUAAAAUAAAUUACUGACGUAUCCGCUU